Symbiodinium natans is the source of this 1926-nucleotide messenger RNA. Lineage: Eukaryota; Dinophyceae; Suessiales; Symbiodiniaceae. The record is from the annotation of a GenBank genome assembly.
AUGGGCAAGCGUGCGCGUGUCUUGCCGCGAGCCGCAGCGCACGCUCUUCGUCGAGCUGGAACUUCGGUGACGCACGCCGCAGAGAGUUCUGGCGUGUCCAGGCGAGCCAUGCGCUGCGCCGUUAAGCGGCUUGUGCCAGAUGACACCUUCAGGCUGGUUCCGCUAGGGGAGGAUCGUCUGGCCAUUGGCAGCGUGCCGCGCAUACUAACCCAGCUCUGCGAAGCCGUGCCACGCCUGGCCGAAGCGCUGAGUUGCGCGCAGGCGGCUGCCGGCGCGCAGCCACUGAGUUUGGUCUUGUCAUUUGACGAGGCCACUGCCGGGAACGUGCUGGCCCCUGAUCCUCAGAAAAAAAGCUGCAUCGUGUACGCGGCCAUCAAGGAGCUGGGAACCCAAACGGCUGCACUAUGGUGGCCGGUAUGCGUGGUGGGGGCGGAUACUAUGAAGAAUCAGCUCCACGGCAAUCUGGGGCCUGUUCUGCGGCACUUCGUGCGUUUCGCCGUGACUGACAACAUCAAGCAAGGCUUCUUCAUCCAGUGCAGACAGAGUUUCUUUUUGCGUCUCGUACUAGCCGGUGUGAUCGCAGACGGCGAGGCACUGCGGCAGGCACUGAACUGUAAAGGUGCCAGUGGCCUGAAACCCUGUCACUUGUGUAAGAAUGUUGUCAUGAAAAAGCACGCCCUGGCAAGUGCACAGUGCAUGCUCGGCUACACCUGCGACAUUUGCUCGACAGACAUGCAGUCGUGGGACGCCGUUACAGACCAAGAGCUGUUCCAAUUCUGCGAUCUGCAGCGUGCACGGCAGGGGGUGGUCUCCGCAAGCCUUUUUGCUGAAGAGGAGACUCUCAGCGGCAUAGUGUACAGCCCCGAAGGCAUCCUGCAGGACGCCUUCGCAAGGAGACUUCUCCCGCCCAGCAAGUGGAUGUUUGACUUCCUCCACAUCUAUUACACGGCAGGCGGAUGUGCAGCUCUCGAGAUAUCCGCCAUCCUCCGUGCAGCAGAGACAUGUCUGCAGCAGGGCCCCGAGGACUUUGCGUCCCUUCUACGUGAACUGCCCUGGCAGGUGCCCGGGCACGUCUUGGGCCUGCAAGGUCCUGCUGCAAGAGCCCGCCUGUUGCACUCCUCGCGCUUCCCGGACAAGUCCUACAAGGGCAAGGCAGCCCAUGUCAUGCAGCUGCUUCCCAUCAUCCCUUGUCUGUGCGAGCUCUUAGAUGAAGAGAACAAACUGCAGCAGUAUCUCUCGAGCUUCGAGGCCCUGCUUGAGACUCACAGAGAACUGCGCAGACUCGCACGACAGGGCGGAAUCAUGGAAACGUCUCGCCUACAGGAUCUCCAGCGCAGGCACCAGGCCCUCUUUCUGGCUGCAUAUCAGGACGACCUGCUCAAACCAAAGCAUCACUGGAGGCAUCACGCAGCACAGCAAAUCGCGGCCUGGGGUGCCUACAUCGAUACAAGCGCGUGCGAGGCAAAGCACCAGGUGUACAAAGGAGCCGCCAACAAAAAUAUGGACGUCCUGGUGUCCUCUCCUGACUGGUCCAAAGCCGUGCUGACGCGCAUGCUUUGCACGUGCUUCGAACAGCUGGAGACACACUUCGACAACCGUGCCCGCACCAGCUCUGGGCAGGAGAGGCAAUUCGCUUGGGGCCAGCAGACCUUGCGGACCUUCAGCCAGGUCCAGUGGCAGGGACUCCACUGGAAAAAAGGGGACUUCCAGCUGGCGCCUUUCCCUGGCAUGGUCCUGCACUGCUGUUUAAACUCAGGAGACAAGCCUUUUCUUCUGCUCGAGGAGUACCAGCUGGAGGAAAAGCAGCGCUUCAGCGGUCUCUUUCGGGCAACACGUAGGAUGCGAACCUUGCAGGAUCUGCCCAGUUCUCACCUAGCUUCAUGGUGGCUCGUCGAAGAAGCCGGUCUCGUGCGAGCUGUGCGUUAA